GGCUGAAGCGCAACAGAUGAGCGCACACAUACAGCUUCAGCUCCGCUGCUCUGGAUAUCCGACACGCUCAACAGCAUGAACACAAACGACGCCAAGGAAUACCUUUCCAAGCGACAGAUCCCUCACCUGUUUGAGAGCAUGUUAACAGGGCUGAUGUACCACAGACCCGAAGACCCUUUGGCGUUCUUGGACAGUUGCCUGCAAAAAACACGAGACCUGGGGGGUCCCGAGCACAUCGCCUGGGACACUUUCAUCACGCCGGAUCGGAAACCACUCCCACCGAUUUCCCCAGCGCAGGGCAAACCCCCCCCCUGCAAACUGGAUGGUGGCACUGGGCCUGGCCCUUACCGGCGAUAUGACAGGCUGCCACCAAUUCAAGCGCAGUUCUCAAUAGAAAGCGACUCGGACAUGACAGAAUCCUCCGGGCUCAUACAAGAGUAUGACGUCUUUGACCCGUCCAAACCACGACCGCACAUCAUAUUCAUCAUAGGGGGGCCAGGCAGCGGCAAGGGAACUCAGACGGCUAAAAUUGCACAUCACUAUGAUUUCCAGCACGUGUCGGUAGGGGAAAUUUUAAGGAACCAGUUGUUGCAUCACGCCCCCAGCGAUCGCAAAUGGGAACUAAUUGCUCAGAUUAUUGCCAAUGGAGAACUGGCACCUCAGGAGACGACUAUUGAGGAGCUGAAACAUCAGUUUAUCAAGAAGCAAGAUGCCAAAGGAUUCAUUGUGGAUGGAUUUCCCAGAGAGAUAUCACAGGCGUUCACCUUCGAGGAGCAGAUUGGCUCUCCAGAUUUGGUGAUCUUGCUGGCCUGCUCCAAUCAACAACUCCGGCAGCGUUUAGAAAAAAGAGCCUCUCAACAGGGUCGUCCCGACGACAACACUCACGCGAUCGAGAAGAGACUAGAUACAUUCAAACACAACAUCUCGCUCAUAGCCAAGUACUAUCAGGAGAGAGGUCUUAUCGUGAGGGUGGAUGCUGAUCGAGAUGAAGACGACAUUUUCACAGACAUCUGUGCCAUUGUGAAAGAGAGCCUGACACAUGCAAGCAGUACUGAGGAGCUUUAAAGGAACUUAUCGAUAUUCAAGCAAACAUCUAUUACCAGCCAAACAUUCGUUUUCCAUAAUGUUUUAUGAAUAAACUUUCUCUUUCCAUAUUUAC
Messenger RNA from Triplophysa rosa, 1159 nucleotides. RefSeq names its product adenylate kinase 5, like (gene ak5l). The coding region runs from base 76 to 1065 and encodes 329 amino acids. Lineage: Eukaryota; Metazoa; Chordata; Actinopteri; Cypriniformes; Nemacheilidae. Gene Ontology annotation, biological process: nucleoside triphosphate biosynthetic process. The transcript has 8 exons. Gene Ontology annotation, cellular component: cytosol; cytoplasm. Gene Ontology annotation, molecular function: AMP kinase activity; ATP binding. The record is from RefSeq and is a predicted model, not a curated record.